Messenger RNA from Globicephala melas (long-finned pilot whale), 1945 nucleotides. It is a transcript of the gene GPS2, whose product is annotated as G protein pathway suppressor 2. Gene Ontology annotation, biological process: regulation of transcription by RNA polymerase II. Lineage: Eukaryota; Metazoa; Chordata; Mammalia; Artiodactyla; Delphinidae. Gene Ontology annotation, molecular function: transcription coregulator activity. Gene Ontology annotation, cellular component: transcription regulator complex. The record is from RefSeq and is a predicted model, not a curated record.
CCACCGCCCCGCCCCGCCCAACCCGCGAGCCCGCGGCCGCCCCGACUCCGGAAGGAUUCGGCCAAGCGGCCGGAUGUGACGCUACGGCCCAGGCGCUCGGGAGGCCGCGGAGAAAGCGACGAGAAGGCGGGCCCGGCCCGAGGUCUGGCAGCCAGCGACAGAGCCGGGCGCCCACGGCCCGAGCGCCCCCGGCAGCACCAUGCCUGCGCUCCUGGAGCGCCCCAAGCUUUCCAACGCCAUGGCCAGGGCGUUGCACCGGCACAUCAUGAUGGAGCGGGAGCGCAAGCGGCAGGAGGAGGAAGAGGUGGACAAGAUGAUGGAACAGAAGAUGAAGGAAGAGCAGGAGAGAAGGAAGAAAAAGGAGAUGGAAGAGAGAAUGUCACUAGAGGAAACCAAGGAACAAGUAAGCAGUCUCUUCAUCUCUCCUAGCUCUUUCUUCUCUUGGCUCUCCUGCCUUCACCUUCUCUUCCCUCCCCAGAUCCUGAAGUUGCAGGAGAAGCUUUUAGCCCUACAGGAAGAGAAACAUCAGCUUUUCUUGCAGCUCAAGAAAGUUUUACAUGAGGAGGAAAAACGGAGGCGAAAAGAGCAGAGUGACCUGACCACUCUGACAUCAGCGGCAUACCAGCAAGGCCUGACCGUUCACACUGGAACUCACCUCCUCAGCAUGCAGGGGAGCCCUGGAGGACACAAUCGCCCAGGCACCCUCAUGGCAGCAGACAGAGCCAAACAGAUGUUUGGACCGCAAGUGCUUACGACCCGGCACUACGUGGGCUCAGCAGCUGCUUUCGCAGGGACCCCAGAGCAUGGGCAAUUCCAAGGCAGCCCGGGCGGCGCCUAUGGGACUGCUCAGCCCCCACCUCACUAUGGACCCACACAGCCUGCCUACAGUCCUAGUCAGCAGCUCAGAGCACCUUCCGCAUUUCCUGCAGUACAGUACCUGUCUCAGCCACAGCCUCAGCCCUAUGCCGUGCACAGCCACUUUCAGCCCACCCAGACAGGGUUCCUCCAGCCUGGUGGUGCCCUGUCCUUGCAAAAACAAAUGGAACAUGCUAACCAACAGACGGGCUUCUCUGACUCAUCCUCCCUGCGCCCCAUGCAUCCCCAAGCUCUGCAUCCAGCCCCUGGACUCCUGGCCUCACCCCAGCUCCCUGUGCAGAUGCAACCAGCAGGAAAGUCGGGCUUUGCAACCACCAGCCAGCCUGGCCCUCGGCUCCCCUUCAUCCAGCACAGCCAGAACCCGCGAUUCUACCACAAGUGACCAUCAGAUUUGAUCUUCAACCUUGCCCCCAGCCCCUGCCGUGGGGGAGGAUCCCUGGUGUGUCCUAGUCCCAGGCCAAUAAAAUCUACCUGCCACUGACCCUGGCUGCGAGUAUCUGUGUUGCCUCCCACUGGGCUGCUAGGAGGGUGAGGGGUGGCUGGCAGGUCCAUAGGAACCACAGGGGGACAGCAGGUUGGUUGUAAUGAGCUCAGUGGCAGAGUUCAACCUAUACUCUUCUUUCUGAUUUCCAAAUUGACGUUCUAGUCAGCAAACACCGAUUUAUUUCGAAGCAGCAGCUGAGUUGGGGGCUUCAUAUUAAACUUGUAGUUUUAUUCAGGUUUGAUUUUUAACAAAUGUGUCGGGGAGAGAGCCCGCAGGAAAGGGUGAAGCCCAUGGGGGCAGGGCCCUCCCAGAUGCCUGAGGAGGGGGCAGGUCCCCUCCCCUCUCCUCCUCUUCCCUUCCCAUCUAAAGGGAUUUGGGGAGAGACAUAGGCAGGGGAGGGGGCUGGUCCCCAGUCUGUGGGGGUGGUGCUUGGGAAAAAGGGCUAUUGGGGAAUAAGGGACCAGACCAGGGAUGAGUAGGGGAAGGGCACAAGGAACAUUUGCCAGAAUCCACAGCUUUCUGAUUCCAGAUUGAAUUAAAAAAAAAAAAAAAAAAAAUACCAAAAAAAAAAAAAAAAAAACCAAA